Messenger RNA from Synchiropus splendidus (mandarinfish), 2084 nucleotides. It is a transcript of the gene prrt2, whose product is annotated as proline-rich transmembrane protein 2. The transcript has 5 exons. Lineage: Eukaryota; Metazoa; Chordata; Actinopteri; Syngnathiformes; Callionymidae. Gene Ontology annotation, cellular component: membrane. The record is from RefSeq and is a predicted model, not a curated record. Bases 244 to 915 code for a protein of 223 amino acids.
CACACACCAUCACUCCUCCCCAUCCUGGAGACCUCCAGCUCUGCUCACACUCCGUCCUUCUCUCUCAGACACACACACACCCACCCAGGACACCGUUCGUCCCAGUCUCCUCAGCAGCACCGUCGGUAAAGCUCUUUUCUCGCAGGAUGCCGGAGCCAGGGUCGCCGCGGCUGUGCUGAGACGGACGCUCGAAAGGAAAAGGUGGUUAUUGUGAAGACUUGAAGAUCGCUUGGAAGAUUCAACAUGGCCGUGAACAUGAUGCCCACCCCUGCCAUCUGGCCGGGCGAGGACCAGCCCUCACUGCUGGAUCAGGAGGACUGUGAGUUGAGUCGAGCACCUGCGGCUGUCCCAUGCUCACCUGGCCAAGGUGAACAGCUCAUCCACGGCAGCGGCAGCCCCGCCGGCACAAGACCCCCCCGCAGCAAGUCCAAAGGAGAACUUGUCAUUGUCAUCAACGAGAAGCUGAAGAACAGUAAUGGGAUGCACCCGGCGUCUGGAGACAAAACGUCCCCUGUCAUCUCCUCCCCUCCCAGAAGACAACACUCCAUUUCGUACCCUCAUCACAACAAGACCAGGAAGGGCAGCCGGGCCAGCUCCAUCGGCUACACCGCCUUCUCCCCUCGGCCCUCCAUCUCUCGUCACUCCAGCAUCGCCACCAACCCGCCGCUGGACCGCACCAAGGUCAAAGACUAUCUCCUCCUGUCAGUGCUGGCCUGUUUCUGCCCCGUCUGGCCCAUCAACAUCGUUGGUUUCGUCUACUCCAUCAUGUCCAAGAACAGUCUGGAGCAGGGGAAUCUGGACGGCGCGGUGCGCUUGGGCCGCGUGGCCAAGAUGCUCUCCAUGGUGUCACUUGUAGGAGGGACGGUCAUUAUCAUCGCCUGCAUUGUCAACCUGGCCAUAAAUGUGAAAAGCUGAGUUUCAUCCCAGGGUGAAACUGGAUAAGGCAUCUGAUGCCCUGGCCUGCCCUGCACCCACCACCGUCUUUACAGCCUAGUCAUAACCUGGAUGUGUGGCAGAAGUGCACCCAAUAACCAGUGCUUAUUUAUACUUUUGUUAUCUAACUAAAACACCGUAUGCUAACAGAGCAAUGAUUAGAGGACAGGGGGGAGGGUUUGUGCACCUGAUACGGACCAUGUCGCUUCAUAUUCCCGUGUUCCAGACGAUCUUCAAGUGGCAGAGCAGAACUGACUCUAGGGGGGGAGAACACUUUGGAUGUGAGGGGCUUCUGGAUGGAUUCCCACCACACCACUCCCCACAGCCACUCCCUUGUACCAAUGGCUGGAUGAAUCCAAUGUGUCGAUCGGUACACAAGUCACCCACAAUUCACCUGUAUGAAGGGGACAAAACUGAGUUUUCCAAUGACUUUAUAGGGAAGAAUGUGAAACCGGCGGAGAUGACGAAAAGCACUGCAAAAAAAACACGUGCCAAAAUGAAAGUCAGCUGUUGAUCACCAAAAACUGUGAGUCAGUGGAUCUGUAGCAGAUAUCAGCUUUUCUUCCACGUCAAUUGAGUUGUUUGUCUUUUGAUAAUGUAGAAGUGGGAUCGCGCUGCACUAGUCAGCCGUGCAAUGUUUGCUCCAUCGCAGGCGGGUUUGUGUGCCGUGCUCCGUCACAAAUGUAAUAGCUUGUCAUUGCAAUCAUAAACAAGCGCUGUCUGACCUACUGUAACUGUUAGCCUCCGAUUUGUUUUGAAGAUGUAACGUUUCAGUCCAAUCUUUUUUAUGAUCUCCGUCCACCGACCUCGGACAUCCACCUGCUACACUGUGACCUGCCACUGCAGCACCCCUGGGUUCCUGUAAAACCAAUUUUACGAGUGGUUUCACUGAAAAUGAAUCAAUACCUGGUUUAUUUAGCUUUGUUACUUAAUAUGUGAAAGAACUUAUAAUCUACAAUUGCUGUAUUUUGCUGGUAGAAAUCAGUCUUGUGUUGAAUUAGAGUUCAAUAGUUAUGAUCUAGUUAGUGUUACCAGCAGGCAACUGUACUCGCCUAUUAGCAUGCUGUAGAUUUUGACUCGUGUUGGACGGAGGUGGAGUUAAGCGGCUCGUGGAACGUUGUAUUUCUGCAGCACAUUCUUAAUAAAGACAC